CGGCUAGUUCAAGUUGCCAUAGCUGCGAGUCCGGGGAGAGCAGAGUCGGUUGAGUCGCUGCGUUUGGUCAGUUGCACCUUCUGGGUCACUGGUAGCCGCGGGAGCCGGGUGGGGCCUAGGCGAUGAUCCCGCAUUAAGGAACUGGGGUCAUCCUCCGUCUCAGGUACCUGCCCCCACCUCCCCCUUGCCCUUUUUUGACCACUUCCCCGUCUUACUGUAGACGUUUUAGUCCCACUUCCCCUCGUCCCAGGUGUAGGGACCUCAGAGCGGCGCGGGAUCUGGGGUGGGGCGGUGGAUGGGUGGAGUGCGUGCAGAGGUGAGGGGAGACGGCGCGCCUGUCAUCCCGAGGCCUCCCUCUCUGGGCAGGGGUGUCCGCGGUCAGGUCCUGGCCAGGUUACCCAGCGAAUCUGGACUACAUUGUCCUUCCUUUGGGAGCAGCUUGCUCUACCGCUACCAACUGUGAAGCUUUAAGGGACAGGAGAUUGGACUCAUUCGGUGGUUUGGGGAAAGUGUAGGGGCAACCAAAGAUCAUCUGCUUGACUAGGCCCUUUGCCCUGAACCUCAUGAAGAAAUGAUAGGAGGCAGACAUAUGUGCCUAAAAAGAGCGUUGAGCUCAGAGAACAGCACCUCGGAGUUUUGGGGGUGUGCUUUGAGUUCCAUCAGAUGCAGGAGUUUGAACAUCUUUUAUUGCUCACAGUAACUUAACUUUAUAGCUGAAGUCUUUGUGUGUGUGUACUAGUGAAACUCAUGCCCGAACGUGUGAUUCUGUCUUAGUAAAAGUAUGUAAUCCUAGUGGCGGAUUUGUGUACAUCAAUGGCAGAAUCAUCCAGCGAAUCAGAUCACUUCCGCUGUUAUGACCGAUUGAGUCCAUGGGCUGCCAGAUCAACUCACAGGGGAACUCGAAGUCUUCCUACGGUAGAAGUUACCGAGAAGGUCAACACUAUAACAAGUACUUUACAGGAUACCAGUCGGAACCUGCGACAAGUGGACCAGAUGCUUGGACGAUACCGAGAAUACAGUAAUGGACAGGCGGGUGCGAUAGAACAUUUAAAAGAAAGCUUGGAACAAUCAAUCGACCAACUCCGGAGUCAACGUUUAUUGAGAAACUCAGGAGGGAGAAGUAUUUCUGUUACAAGUUUGUGUGCAAGUGACCUUGAUGGUGGCACUGGGCCAGAGAUCCAUCGUUUUCCACCUACCUCACCUCUCAAGGACUAUGGGGAUCCACAGGGUAUUAAACGAAUGAGAUCAAGAACUGGUGUCCGGUUUGUUCAAGAGACUGAUGAUAUGACUCAGCUUCAUGGUUUUCAUCAGUCUCUUCGAGACCUCAGCAGUGAACAAAUUCGCCUUGGAGAUGAUUUCAACAGGGAGCUUUCCAGAAGGAGCCGGUCGGAUGCCGAAACAAAAAGGGCUUUGGAAGAAUUGACUGAAAAACUUAAUGAAGCCCAGAAACAAGAAGUGGUUUCAGAUCGGGUGGAGCGGCGGCUUCAGGAACUAGAGAGAGAGAUGCGCACAGAAAGGGAGCUGGUGGAAAGACGCCAGGAUCAACUGGGACUCAUGUCCCUGCAGCUACAGGAGGCACUAAAGAAACAAGAAGCUAAAGCAGAUGAGCAUGAGGGGGCAAUAAAAAAUAAGCUAAGACAAACUGAAACUGAGAAGAAUCAGCUUGAACAGGAAUUGGAGCUAUCUCGAAGGUUAUUGAAUCAAUCAGAAGGCAGCCGAGAAACACUUUUGCAUCAGGUAGAAGAACUGCGUACACAACUUACGAAAGCAGAGGGUGAUCGAAAGGGUUUACAGCAUCAAGUAUCUCAGAUUUCCAAGCAACAGUCAAACUAUCAGGAUGAACAAGGGGAGGACUGGAGGUUUAGGAGAGGGGUUGAGCGGGAAAAACAGGACCUGGAGAAGCAAAUGUCAGAUUUGAGAGUGCAGCUGAACUUCAGUGCAAUGGCAUCUGAGUUAGAGGAAGUGAAACGGUGCAUGGAGAGAAAAGACAAGGAGAAAGCACAUUUGGCAUCACAAGUAGAGAAUUUAACACGUGAACUAGAGAAUGGGGAAAAACAGCAACUGCAGAUGUUGGAUCGACUUAAGGAGAUCCAGAAUCACUUUGACACAUGUGAGGCCGAGCGUAAGCAUGCUGACCUUCAGAUCUCAGAGCUGACUCGCCAUGCGGAGGAUGCAACCAAGCAGGCUGAGCAGUACCUCAGUGAGCUCCAGCAGUCAGAGGCUCUGAAAGAGGAGGCGGAGAAGAGGAGGGAAGACCUGAAACUGAAAGCUCAAGAAUCCAUUAGGCAGUGGAAGCUUAAACAUAAGAAGUUAGAGCGAGCGUUGGAGAAACAAUCUGAAACUGUUGAUGAACUGACAGGCAAGAAUAAUCAGAUUUUAAAAGAAAAGGAUGAAUUGAAAACCCAGUUGUAUGCAGCAUUACAACAAAUAGAGAAUCUUCGAAAGGAAUUGAAUGAUGUCCUAACAAAGCGUGCCCUUCAGGAGGAGGAGCUUCACUCCAAGGAGGAGAAAUUACGUGAUAUUAAGUCUCAUCAAGUUGACCUUGAAUUGGAAGUUAAGAAUUCCCUGGAUACCAUCCAUAGACUGGAAAACGAAUUGAAAAAGCAGGGUAAGAUCCAAAGCCAGAUGAAAGUUGAGAAAGCUCACUUGGAGGAAGAAAUUGCAGAGCUCAAGAAGAGCCAGGCCCAGGACAAAGCUAAACUUCUUGAGAUGCAAGAGUCCAUCAAGGACCUGAGUGCCAUCCGAGCAGAUCUUGCUAAUAAAUUGGCCGAGGAAGAGAGAGCCAAGAAAGCAGUGCUUAAGGACCUUUCUGACCUCACUGCACAGGCAAAAUCCAGGGAUGAAGAAACAGCUACAAUCAUCACACAGUUAAAGCUGGAACGAGAUGUGCACCAGAGGGAGCUGAAAGAUCUCACAUCAUCAUUGCAGAGUGUGAAAACAAAACAUGAACAGAAUAUCCAGGAGCUUAUGAAGCACUUUAAGAAAGAAAAGAGUGAGGCUGAGAAUCAUAUCAGGACUCUGAAGGCUGAAAGUUUAGAAGAGAAGAAUAUGGCUAAAGUUCAUCGUGGUCAGCUGGAGAAGUUGAAAUCACAGUGUGACAGACUGACAGAGGAAUUAACCCAGAAUGAAAAUGAGAACAAGAAACUGAAGCUAAAAUAUCAAUGUUUGAAGGAUCAACUAGAAGAAAGGGAAAAACAUAUAAGCAUUGAAGAGGAACACUUAAGGAGGAUCGAAGAGGCCAGAUUGCAGCUCAAGGAUCAACUUCUUUGCUUGGAGACUGAACAGGAAUCCAUUCUUGGUGUGAUAGGAAAGGAAAUUGAUGCAGCUUGUAAAACAUUCUCCAAGGACUCGAUGGAGAAAUUAAAAGUUUUUUCAUCUGGUCCUGAUAUACAUUAUGACCCACAUCGCUGGUUAGCAGAAAGCAAGACUAAACUUCAGUGGCUCUGUGAGGAACUGAAAGAGAGAGAAAACAGAGAGAAAAAUCUGCGACACCAGCUGAUGCUCUGCAGACAACAACUCAGGAAUUUGACUGAAAACAAGGAAUCUGAGCUGCAGUGUCUCUUUCAACAGAUAGAAAGGCAGGAGCAGCUUCUGGAUGAAAUACAUCGUGAGAAGAGAGAUCUACUGGAAGAGACCCAAAGAAAAGAUGAAGAAAUGGGAUCUCUGCAGCCGAAGCUACUGUUUAAACUUCCACCUUGGGAAGAUGCUAGUCAGACUGCAAUGAGAAAUCAGAGUGAAGCUCAAUUUGAAGAAAAAGCAGACCGUGUAAUUGCGUUAGAAACGAGUACCCGAGUGGCCUUGGACCAUCUGGAGUCUGUGCCUGAGAAACUGAGCCUACUAGAAGAUUUCAAAGACUUCAGAGAUUCCUGCAGUUCAUCUGAGAGAACUGAUGGAAGAUAUUCUAAAUACAGCGUUCGCAGAAAUUCUCUUCAGUAUCACCAAGAUGACACCAACUACAGAACCAAAAGUUUCAAAGGUGACAGAACCUUUCUAGAAGGUUCCCGCACUCAUGGGUUAGAUCACUCAUCCUCUUGGCAGGAUCACAGUCGCUUCCUGUCUAGUCCAAGAUUUUCAUACAUGAACUCAUUUACCAAAAGAACUGUUGCUCCAGAUUCAGCUUCAAACAAGGAAGAUGCCACAGUGAAUCGAACAAGUUCACAACCCAAAAAAGAGGAAUAUGAGAGCUAAAAAAGCAAACGUAAUUUGUUAUUUUACAUGAGUGCGUUACAAAUAAUAACAUCUCUAUUCUUACAGCAAUUUGGCCCAGAUUAUCUAACAGACAUACUUGCAGCUUUGGCUGUUUGGUAUUGCCAAACAUUGACAAAAGUGACAAUACUGUUGGUCCUUGUGAAUGGUAAACCAAUCCAAAUAGUAUCAGCUCAUGAAUGAUGUGCAGCUAAUUUGUUUGCAACUUAUACUAGCACAGAAAGAAUGAUAUUUUUUCACUUUGUAUUUUCCUUUUUCAAGUGUGGUCAGUCACAUUUUCCCAACCAAAAUUUGGAUUUCUAAUUGAGGCCUUUCAAAAAUUACUGGCUAAAAAGAAGGAAAAUGAGUUUCCCUUGAGGCAAAAGUUGCCAGCACUUUAGAUUCAGGGAGCAUUUAUAUACAACUGAUUUUUUGAAAAGUGCUUUCUGCCUAAUAAAUUAUCAUGUGUUAUAACAUGUCAUGGAGAUGUGCAUAUAUAACAUUAGACAGUCCACUUUAUAAAUGCUCAGGACUUUUAUAUCCGUCAUCUCAGCGGUCUGCGACUAAGAUACAGUAGCUGAAAAUUAUUUCCAAUCAUCCAUUUUUAACAGCAAUAAAGAAUUCAUAAAUGA
Molecule: messenger RNA, 4817 nt
Organism: Pongo pygmaeus (Bornean orangutan)
Lineage: Eukaryota; Metazoa; Chordata; Mammalia; Primates; Hominidae
Gene: CEP128
Product: centrosomal protein 128
Exons: 27
Coding region: 814-4188 (1124 amino acids)
Cellular component (GO): spindle pole; centriole
Source: RefSeq, a predicted model, not a curated record